UUUGAGAACUCAGUUCUCAAACAAACUCCAGUGAGAAACGAUCAUGAAUCAAUCACGUGAAUAGUUGUAAACAUUUUUUAUAAAUUUUUAAGUAAUAGUUACUGCCGAUAAAUAAACCGCGCAGUUAUGCGCCUGUUUAAGAGGAGCCCAACUAUUUCUGUAUCGAUUCUCAUGUGAAUCAAACCCCAGAAAGAUGCUGAUCAUCCAACUGGUCUUACUGGGACUUGUAUUGCCAAUUAGGGGUGGUUACAUACCACCCGGACCGCGAUACACAUGCCCAAAAGACCAUCUUUACAUAUACCCCUGUGAAUGCCUGCGAGGAAGUGACUCAGGUCUAUUUAUAAGAUGUGAAAACACGAACCUAGCAAGCUUGAGUCUGGCUUUCGCCAAUUUGGGAAACGAAGCCGCACCUAUUGAGGAAUUGACGCUUUACAAAUGUAACAUCGCUAGAUUUUACGGACCAGCGCUCUACCCGCUGGAUGUUCGCGUGAUAAGGAUAAUCGAUACUCCGCUGAAGUCGAUUGAGGAGCACAGCUUUCUCGGAGUUAAUAGAACACUUCAAGAAUUGUACAUCGAGAGAACCGAGUUGGAACGUUUUCCCCGCGAGGCGCUGCAGAUAUUAGGAAACUUAUCGAUUAUGAAAAUAAAGGGAAAUAAAUUAACUACACUGCCCGGGAACAGCUUCAGUGGGAGUAUGCUCGCGGGAAAGCUUGAGAAAUUAGAAAUUAGCGAUGGAUUAUUGUCAUUACUGCCCGCCGACGCGUUGAUACCGCUCAAGAAACUAAAACACCUCGAUUUACAUGGCAACAAAAUCGCCGAACUGAAACGGAACCAAUUCAAGGGUCUGAGAGACACUGAAGUUCUUGAUUUAUCCCACAAUCUUAUCAGCAAGUUGGAUCCCUCUCAUCUUGCGGAUCUUACGAAAAUGGGCUCUUGCAAUCUUUCGCACAACGCAAUCAGCGAGCUAAAACGCGGGACCUUUGCAAGAAACACAGUUUUAAAGGUGUUGAAUUUAAGAAGCAACAAGAUCAGAAAACUCGACUCUAACACCUUCAGAGGAAUGCGAUUCCUUCGCAGGUUGUACUUGAGCGAGAACCAAAUCAACGACGUUGGUCGCGGGACCUUUGGUUCGAUAACCAGGAUCGGUACGAUCGAUCUAGCAAGGAAUCAAAUCAAAAAGAUUGACUAUCAGAUGUUCAACCAGCUCCAGUUCUCUGAUCUAAUCGACGUUUCAGAAAAUCAAGUUACUGUGAUCGAGAAACUGGCCUUCAAGGAUUUGUUUUUAACGCAGAUCAAUUUGUCGCGAAAUGCGAUAGAGAAAAUCGAACCAGGAGCUUUUGAGAAUUGCGCAAACAUCACUUUGUUGGAUUUGAGCUACAACAAAUUGGAGAAUAUUGCAAAAACUGCUUUUGAUAGUGCAACUUAUGCGACAGAAUUGCAACUCAGUUACAAUUUGUUGACGGAAUUAAACCAGGUCCCGCUGCAAAAUAUGACUGGUUUGAAGAUUUUGAACGUUUCUCACAACAAUAUUCAUUCAAUACCCCGGCAAACUUUUCCAAAACUCUAUGAACUGCAUACAAUUGACAUUUCGCAUAACAACUUGUCUGAAAUCCACUCAGCGAUCUUCCAGACGCUGUUCAGCCUCAGAUUUCUGAACAUGUCACACAAUUCGUUGGAAAAAAUCAAACCUGCAACAUUUGGCUCGCUUCCGACGGUGCUAGAACUUGACUUGAGCUACAAUAAACUGAAGGACAUCGCAAGAGGAAGCUUAGCAAAGCUGGCUAGCUGCAGAACUUUGACGGUCAAGAACAACCACCUAGAAAAGAUCUUCCAGCUGCCGAUUUCACUCGGACACUUGGACUUUUCGGAAAACGAGCUAUCAGAAAUUCCAUCGGAAGAUGUCUGGCCGCCAAUGAACUCCCUGCUGUCACUGGACUUGUCACACAACCGGCUGGGAGAUAAUCUCCAGUUCAAGAGCUUCGACCCUCUGCUGACCCUAAGGACCUUGAACCUGGAGAAUAACAACAUGACCCGUCCACCUUGGGCGGCUCUCAGCACUCUGAACAGUCUCCAGUACUUGUACAUGCAGGACAACCAGCUGACCCAACUGGACAAAGCCUCCUUCGGGCAGCUACCAAUUGUCUUCGAGUUAAACCUCGCCAACAACAGAAUUAAGACGAUCAGUCCUCGAGCUUUUGAAGGACUUUUGCAACUGCUGACCCUGAAUCUCACUGGGAAUAACUUGACGCAUAUUCCUAACGGCGCGUUCCAGGGCCUGGUUUCUCUCCGCUCGCUGGAUCUUUCGAAGAACAGAUUGGAGAAGCUAGAUAACAAGACUCACGGAGUGCUCGACGAUUGCUUGUCAUUAGAGAGGAUUAAUCUUAGUAACAACAAAAUUUCAUUUAUUACUAGAAAAACCUUUCCUAGUGAUCCUUAUCGCCCGUACAGAUUGAAACAAAUUGAUUUAUCCUACAAUAGCAUGCCGGUCGUUACUUUCGAUCUGACAACCGGUACCAAGAAAGUCGAGGCUCUGAAUCUUAGUCACAAUGGUAUCAAUGAAAUACGAAGAUAUGUGAUAGGAAAUUUAACAUCUCUAAAAACAUUGGACCUGUCUGACAACGAGCUGAGUGAUCUUUCAGAAGAAUUCGUGUUCGAGCCGCCAGAAAACCUGACAAACCUGUACCUGAGUGGGAAUCACUUCAGCCAGUUGCCGGUGAGCAAAAUCUUGGCGAUGCCGAACCUGAAGGUUCUGGACCUGAAAAACAACGAGCUGGGGAGUUUCGACGAGAGUUACAUGAAGAUUGUGAGGAAUAAAACAUCGGUGAGGUACGGGGGGAACCCGCUGCACUGCGAUUGUUAUGCCCGGCCAGUUCGUAGAUGGCUGGAGACCUUGACGGAAAUUCCAGACGAGUGGAUGGACUUGACCUGUGCGAGUCCGGAUUACGUUGCCAAUAAACGACUUGUUGAUGUUGCUGAGGACUUGAUGACGUGUGGGGAACGCGAGAUCCAGGACAAUCCUCAAUUGGAAAUAACUCCGGACAUUAAAUUCCGCAAUAUCGAAUACGACGAAGAGGAUAAUUCGUGGAAGGUUAUUUGGUACGUGACGUCCCGAGGGGACGUCGGUGAUUUUUACCUGAUUGUCCGCGAGGUAGCAGGCAACAAACCGCUUUUAGAGAAGGAUCUUGUGUACAAAGAGAGAUCCUUUAAGAUAAAAGAUUUGCCAGAAUCGAUGAAUAUCAAAUACGAGCUGUGUGUGCUCGCAAGAGAUUCGAUCGGUAAUGUCAAGCACUUUAGAAGCUCUCAGUGUCAGAUCCUCAACAAACGACCGAUUCUAUCCUCCGACUCAUCAGCAUUAACGUGCUACUUUACUUUAACACUCGUUACCAUUACUCUAAUCGCUGUGAUGUAAAUAAAAACAUUUAUUGUUAUUUUA
Cotesia glomerata is the source of this 3433-nucleotide messenger RNA. RefSeq names its product toll-like receptor 3 (gene conv). Bases 194 to 3409 code for a protein of 1071 amino acids. Gene Ontology annotation, cellular component: extracellular matrix. The transcript has 6 exons. The record is from RefSeq and is a predicted model, not a curated record. Gene Ontology annotation, molecular function: protein binding. NCBI's taxonomy places the organism in Eukaryota, Metazoa, Arthropoda, Insecta, Hymenoptera, Braconidae.